AUGCCCCAUGCGCCCGUCGCGCACGCCAUCCUGCCGGCACUCAUGGAGCACGUCUCCUACCCCAUGCCCUUCUUCCCCCCGCCUUUAGCGCCGACCGCAGCGCUGGUAGGGUCCAGCCAUGCGGGCGCAGCGGCCGCCGCCGCCGCGUCGCACAGCACUGCUGGCGGCGUCCCGGUGGUGAGCGUGGUGUCGGUGCUGGCGGGGGGCGGCACGGACGUGGCGGCGCUGACGCUGUUCGUGGGGCUGCUGUGCGCGUGCAUCGUGGUGGGGCACGUGUUGGAGGGCGUGCGAUGGAUCAACGACGCCGUCACCGCCAUCCUCUUCGGCCUGGCGUCAGGCGCGGUGGUGCUGUUCGUGCGGCGCGGCGCGAGUUCGAUGAUACUGCGGUUCGACGAGGACCUCUUCUUCAUCUACCUGCUGCCGCCCAUCAUCUUCAACGCCGGGUUCCAGGUGAAGAAGAAGCAGUUUUUCCGCAACUUCGGGGGCAUCAUGGCGUACGGCAUCGCAGGCGUGUUCAUCUCCGUCGCCGUCAUCACUGCAGGUCGUUGCAACUACCUCUUCCCUCUCCUGGGCCUGCCAAUUCAGGCCAGCCACGUGUAUCUUGCGCUGGGUGUGAUCUUCUCCGCCACUGACUCUGUCUCCGUGCUGCAGGUGCUGGAUCAGGAGGAGCAGCCGUUGGUGUACAGUCUGGUGUUUGGCGAGGGUGUGGUGAACGACGCCACGUCCAUUGUGCUCUUCCGCGCCGUGCAGCAGCUCGCCCUCUCGCCCACCGCGCACCCCCUCUCCCUCGCCACGCUGCUCAACGUGCUCUCCGACUUCCUCUACCUCUUCACCGCCUCCACGCUGCUCGGCGUCGCGCUGGGAUUGCUGUCAGCAUACGUCAUGAAGACACUCUACUUCUCCAGCCACGCAACGGACCGCGAGAUAGCGCUGAUGGCGCUGAUGGCGUAUGCGUCGUACAUCCUGGCGGAGGUGCUGCGCCUCAGCGGCAUCCUUUCCGUGUUCUUCGCCGGCAUCGUCAUGAGCCACUACACCUGGCACAACGUCACUGAGAGUUCCCGUGUCACCACCAAGUACGCUAACACGGGGGCGGCGUUGUUCAAGGGCACUUAUAGCUGUGGCAGCAGAGCAGACUGCAAGGAAACAUCCCUCACACCGUGCCUGUGUGCUCCUCCUCCUCCCCGCACCCCACACGUGCACACCAUGCGUGCAUGCUUACAGGCAUGCGUUUGCAACAAUGUCGUUCAUAGCGGAGACAGUGAUAUUCAUGUACGUGGGCAUGGACGCACUCGACUCCGAGACGUGGACCAGCGUCAACGUCAGUUCUCAGAGGAAAGCAAGGCCACGGCAACCAUGCUCAUUGCGCCCACCAUAGCGCUCGUCCUCUUCUCUACUCUCGUGAGCGCUGCCCCUCCCUGCCGUGCACCUCACUACACCUCACCACACCUUGCACUUUCCUUGCUUGUGUUUGGGCUGCUCACGAGUCCACUCAUAGACUACUUCCUGCCCUUCACUCUCCACCACAGCGCCAGCAACUACAGCGAGGGGCCCUCCUCGCCCAAGUACCUGCCCCCACACCCCAUCUCUCCAGCCUCUACCACUGUCUUCCUCGCUGCCUCGCCCUCCCUCCCCCCCUCUCGCCCGCGCCCCUUCUCGUCCUCCACACCCGUCACCUCCGUGUCCUCUGCGCCCUCCUUGCCCACCGCACCCUCUGCCCCCGACGCCGCACCUGCCGUGCCCUCUGCCCCUGUGCGUGCCACGCCCCCACGGCCGCGCCUGCUGUACCCGCAGGGGGCAGCGGGGCAUGUGGAGGGGGACAUGGUGGUGUGCCUGCCCGCCUCCUCCAUGGCUGGUCUCCCCAUGCCCGAUGCCCGCCUCGCCUCCCGCAUCCUCAGCGCACAUGAGAGGGACCUGCAUGACCUGUGGCGCUGGUUAGAUGACACGUACAUGCGCCCGCUGUUCGGCGGUCGUGGGUAUGUGCCCCCUGCUGCUCGCUCCUCGUCUUUCUCGCUCCCCCGGAGUAGCAGCGGGCUGGCGAGUGCGGCUGCUCGCAUGCUGCUGCAAGGGGGCGGCGGGGGCAGCAUGUUUGAACGGCUGGAUGCGCGGGCAGCGGUGGGCAGGGAGGAGGAAGGGGAGGUAGCAGCAGCAGCAGCAGCAGCAGACGCUGGGGUGGAAGGAGCAAUCAUUGGGUGGUGGAAUGUUGAAGUGGUGGGGGUGAUAGGCAGUGCAGAGAACUGGCCAGGCCAGUCCAGGCCUGAGCUGCAAAUCACCCUGAAAGAUGAAGCACCCCCUGGUAGCUUGCAGGAGCUGGGUGCUUAA
Messenger RNA from Closterium sp. Yama58-4, 2319 nucleotides. The record is from the annotation of a GenBank genome assembly. NCBI's taxonomy places the organism in Eukaryota, Viridiplantae, Streptophyta, Zygnematophyceae, Desmidiales, Closteriaceae.